GUAUCUCUCGACGCUCUGCUUUUGCUUGCGGGCAAAGCUCGAUGCGAUCUCAUCGAUCGAGGCGCUCGUGCCCCAGGACAAGCGCAUGCUCGGCAUGAGCGAGGCGAUCUGGGCCGACGUCGACGACGACUACAGCGACUUGCAGCAUGUUCUAGAGCGCUUUGCGGCGUGGAAGACCGCCGAUGGAGGCAUGUACGCCGCUGCGUACGGCGACUUGGCCCUCGCGCAGCUCGUGUGUCCAUACGUUCGCGUCGAAUUGGCGACGUGGCAGCCGUGGACGUCGUCACGCACCUUUCAAGACAUGCGUUGGAGCUCGCUUUUAGAGGACGACGCGCUGCACGAAGCCGCGAUGGCGCUCGUCCAAGAACAUCUCCGGCGGUACCUUCCACACCUCAACGUCUGCUCGCCGACCCAGCUCCAGAAUUUGCGGCGCCUUGUGCCCCUUUUGGCACCCGAGAGUCGCCCGAUCCAUGCCGAGAUGCUUACACAGUGCCUCUCGUCCGUCCAAGCGCUGGACGUUGCCAGUAUGAGCAGCGUCGACCUUCGGCUCCUGAAAGACGGCGUCAAGGCGCUCUGUGCGUCGGAUGCGCGAUACGACAGUGUGCUCGAGGCGCUGCUGGAAGGCGAGGCGCGCCACUGGAUGCAGAGGUGCGCAACGGCCGGAUCGACACGCAGUCAUGUACAAGGGAUUGCCGCGGCCGUCGACUUGUGGCCACACGGCAAGAAGUUCCCAAACCUCCUCGUCAACUACGCGGUGCUGCUGCGGCGCUUUGUAGCCGACGCCACCUCUGA
Molecule: messenger RNA, 792 nt
Organism: Saprolegnia parasitica CBS 223.65
Lineage: Eukaryota; Oomycota; Saprolegniomycetes; Saprolegniales; Saprolegniaceae
Exons: 1
Source: RefSeq, a predicted model, not a curated record